AUGUUGACGCUAUUGCCGAGGAAAACGGUGUUGACUACGAAAGCGAUUCCGAACUUUCCUCAAACCUCUGUGACUUUGCCGCCGCUGCUCAGUCCGUUGACAUCGUCGCCUUGCGCACCGCCAUUGUUGGUUAGUUUCUACUGGCAGACAAACAAUUUGAAUGGGGGAGUUGAUGAGCCACUCGAGGAUAAUGACUCGGCACUUCACCUAGCGUGUCUAUAUGGUCACCUCCCUUGUGUUCAGCUUCUCCUGGAGAGAGGUGCUAAUAUGGAGAUCAAAGAUGAAGAUGAAGCCAUUCCUCUGCAUGAUGCUUGUGCUGGAGGAUACUUGGAGAUAGUAGAGCUUCAUUUCAACCGAGCUAGUGAUCCUGAGUGUGUGAAGAGAAUGUGA
Molecule: messenger RNA, 390 nt
Organism: Eruca vesicaria subsp. sativa (arugula)
Lineage: Eukaryota; Viridiplantae; Streptophyta; Magnoliopsida; Brassicales; Brassicaceae
Source: the annotation of a GenBank genome assembly